AUGGACUACGCAAUAAGGAAGGACGAACAUGCUGCAAUUACUGCUACUAGCAAUGAUGCUAAGAUCACACUAUAUGAAACAUGGGAGAGAUCCAAUCGUCUCAGCAUCAUGUUCAUUAUGUCCAAGAUCCCUAUGGGAAUGCGUGGAUCAGUUGAGCAACCUGAGAAAGUUAAAGACUUGAUCAAAAUGAUCGAUGAGCAGUUCAACACUUUGGACCAACCAAUUAACAACAACCUCAUCCACAAUUUCUCAUCAACAAAGCUCACUGGUAUCAAAGGAGUUAGAGAACAUAUCUCAAAGAUGAGGGUCAUUUAUGCUCAACUAAAGAAACUCGAUGUAGUCACUCCUGAAACUUUCCUGGUUCAUUACAUCCUUAACAAUCUUCCACUUUAA
Humulus lupulus (European hop) is the source of this 393-nucleotide messenger RNA. RefSeq lists its product as uncharacterized. The coding region runs from base 1 to 393 and encodes 130 amino acids. The record is from RefSeq and is a predicted model, not a curated record. Lineage: Eukaryota; Viridiplantae; Streptophyta; Magnoliopsida; Rosales; Cannabaceae. The transcript has a single exon.